AUGUCUUCAGCCCCCCAUUAUGAGACAUUGGAUGCACCCGAUGGGUCAGCAUUGACGUGGAUCUUUGAUCAUUGCUUGCGUUACGCCGACAACUACGAAAUCUCUCUUCGUGCUGCAUACGAACUCAAUUGCCACCCAUCAAAGAGCACAAUGGCGCCUUCAUUUAUUCCUCGAUCACCCUCUAUCUUCUCCCGCAAUUCCGUUUUAUCUAAAAACGCUCGUAACUCCAAGUCUUCUUUCGAUGCCCCUUCUUACGACACCAAUGCCGAAUUCCGUGCUUGUUUGUCCAAGACUGUCGCCGAAUUGUCUUCUCAGCCUUGCUCGCUCCCUCCGAGCUUCAUUAUCAACUUUGUGCGCCGCUGUUUUUGUCUGGACCUGUCCGAUGUCGACUUUGCGCAGGCUUUAACUGCUCUUGAUUACCUUAGAGACCUCCAAGGUCGCUGGAAAAAGGAGAUUGAUGCUGCCUUCAACCGACUCAGCAUUACUUCCCAGGAUGCGAGUGACCCUCAGCACUCGGAAGUGGCUCGCAAGUUCCCCAACGUGAUGGUCUGGUACAAGGAUAUCAGCAACAAGGCACGCAUGAUCGAUUUUCUGUACACUCAGGUCUAUGUCGGCCUGCGUCGCUGGGUUCUUGUCAAUCAGAUGAUGCUUGAGCCAUUCGACAAGGCCAACUGCCUUGCUCUUCUUAACACUCUACUGCCGCCUCUUCACCGGGACAGCUCUACCCCCACACAGCAGUUGUCAACAGCUAUCCUUGGAAAUCAUCGCGAUACCUUCUUCAGAUUCAUUACCACCUUCGAGUCUGAUCCUUCAAUCCUAGAGCCUAUCAUGAAGCAAGGCGCUCGACCCGGUGACGAGAAUGGAUGGCCUGCAUUGUAUGACGUCGUUGAUCGAUACUUGAACGCCGCCCUCGAGAUGAUCGACGAGUGUACUUUGAUCAACGAGCCUGGUCAGAUUAGCAAGUCAGGCGUGCAGCGCCGCACCGACUCGGGCAUCAGCUUCGGUCCUGAUUUUGGCCCCUGUCCUACUAGCUCCCAGUCUUCGGAUACCGAAAAGCCUCUUCCCCAUUUCCCAGAACCGAACACAGGAACUAGCAAGUAUGGUUCGUUGCUGGAACGAUUUGCCUCCUUGUCAGCAUGGGGCAAGAAGAAGGACCCUAAGAAGGAGCAGCAGAGGGAGCAGAGGGAGCAGCAGAGAGAAUUUGAGCGCAGUCUGAGGAAGAUGCAGUCCUGCAGAGAAUUCCACAGUCGGUCUAGCAGCACCAAGAGCACCAAGAGCAUCAAGACAUCAGCAAAGUUCAAUGCAACGAUAUCUUUCGAUUUGACCGACGAUAAGCGCCGGCGUUUGAUUGAUGAAGCCCAAGCUCGCAAGGCAGUCGACGCGGCUGAGGCGGACCAAAGCAUUGGCCAGGCCAUUUAA
This is a messenger RNA of Penicillium hordei, 1419 nucleotides long. RefSeq lists its product as uncharacterized. Bases 1 to 1419 code for a protein of 472 amino acids. NCBI's taxonomy places the organism in Eukaryota, Fungi, Ascomycota, Eurotiomycetes, Eurotiales, Aspergillaceae. The transcript has 2 exons. The record is from RefSeq and is a predicted model, not a curated record.